Elaeis guineensis (African oil palm) is the source of this 1756-nucleotide messenger RNA. Its product is annotated as IAA-amino acid hydrolase ILR1-like 5. Gene Ontology annotation, biological process: auxin metabolic process. The record is from RefSeq and is a predicted model, not a curated record. NCBI's taxonomy places the organism in Eukaryota, Viridiplantae, Streptophyta, Magnoliopsida, Arecales, Arecaceae. Gene Ontology annotation, molecular function: hydrolase activity.
UAGUCUUCCUCAAAGCGCUCCCACUUGUGAUGUGACCAAAUUUGGGAGGUAGCGCUCCACCCAGCAUCUCCGCUCCUACUCCUUUCCACCAUGUGUGGGGUUCAACGUUCAACGAUCUGCUCUGCUUCGAACUCAUCUGUUCCAUUUCCUCUUGCCACCCGAUGGACCCUUCUCUUUCUCUUCUCCAUCUCCCCUUCUCCUUUCUCUUCUUGCCAUCUCUUCUGCUUCUCCUUCUACUGAGUCCACCGCCUCUCCUCUCUUCUCCUAUGCAAAGCUACGAUGGUUACGACGCCGCGGAGCUGCUCCGCCUUGCGGAGGAGGAGAAGGAGUGGCUGGUGGCCAUCCGGCGGGGGAUCCAUGAGCACCCGGAGCUCCGCUUCCAGGAGCACAACACCAGCGCCCUCAUCCGCUCCCAACUCGACCGCCUCGGCAUCCCCUACUCCUUCCCCUUCGCCGGCACCGGCGUCGUCGCCCAGGUAGGCUCCAGCUCUCCCCCCAUCGUCGCCCUCCGCGCCGAUAUGGACGCCCUCCCGCUCCAGGAAAUGGUGGAGUGGGAGCACAAGAGCAAGGUAGAUGGGGUCAUGCAUGCUUGCGGGCAUGAUGCUCAUGUUGCAAUGCUCCUCGGAGCUGCAAAAUUGCUCAACCAACGCAAGCACAAUCUCAAGGGAACUGUGAGACUUCUUUUUCAACCUGCAGAGGAAGGUGGUGCAGGUGCAUUUCACAUGAUAAAUGAUGGUGCUCUUGGUGGUGCGGAAGCAAUCUUUGGCAUGCAUGUUAACUAUGGAUUACCCACAGGAAGCAUGGAAUCCCAUCCAGGGCCCACACAAGCUGCCGUAUGCUUUUUUGAAGCAAAAAUAGAAGGCAAAGCAGGAGAAGCUGCAAAUCCUCAUUUGAGUGUUGAUCCAGUAGUGGCCACAUCAUUUGCGAUUCUAGCAGUGCAACAGCUCAUCUCCAGAGAAAAUGAUCCCCUCCAUAGCCAAGUGCUUUCUGUUACUUAUGUUAAAGGUGGUGUGGCAUUUGACUUUACAUCUUCCUUUGUUGAAUUUGGGGGCACUUUAAGGAGUCUUACAACAGAAGGCUUGCACAGGCUACAGAGACGGGUAGAGGAGGUAAUAGAAAUCCAAGCAGCUGUACAUAGAUGUAAGGCAUUUGUCAGCAUGAAGUCUGAGGAAUACCCAUUUUAUCCUGCUGUUGUUAAUGAUAGAAGUUUGCAUCAUCAUGUACAAAGGGUUGGUGGAAUUCUGCUUGGCCCAGAUAAUGUGAAGAUUGGGAAGAAGAUCAUGGCAGGUGAAGAUUUUGCAUUCUAUCAAGAGUUAAUUCCAGGUGUCAUGUUCGGUGUAGGGAUAAGAAAUGAGAAAGCCGGUUCAGUCUACCCUGCUCAUUCUCCUCAUUUCUUUAUUGAUGAGGAUGUUCUUCCAAUUGGAGCAGCAUUACACACUGCAAUUGCAGAAUUGUAUCUAAAUGGGCGCAACAGUGCAGGUGAUGAUAAAGAUUUAUCUUCUGCUGGAUAAAUUUAUCUUUUAGAAAAAUGUAUGUACAAUUUGAUUGGUUUAUGGAGGGUGAUGCUACAAAUAUAUAUGUUCAUUGACGAGCAGCAUAUUGUAUAAUGAUCCAAGACUCCAACUUUUCUUGGAGGUUUCUUAGCUCACUGUAUUAUAUUAUCCUUCUUAGCUCAAUCCAACCUCGAGACAGGCCUAUUGACUGUUCCUUGAAUGAGGGUUAAACUGAUUCUUAUAACAUUUUGGAGAUUUAGAUU